Messenger RNA from Vollenhovia emeryi, 1357 nucleotides. RefSeq names its product succinyl-CoA ligase [ADP/GDP-forming] subunit alpha, mitochondrial (gene Scsalpha1). Gene Ontology annotation, cellular component: mitochondrion; succinate-CoA ligase complex (ADP-forming). The record is from RefSeq and is a predicted model, not a curated record. The transcript has 7 exons. The coding region runs from base 144 to 1145 and encodes 333 amino acids. Gene Ontology annotation, molecular function: succinate-CoA ligase (ADP-forming) activity; succinate-CoA ligase (GDP-forming) activity. NCBI's taxonomy places the organism in Eukaryota, Metazoa, Arthropoda, Insecta, Hymenoptera, Formicidae. Gene Ontology annotation, biological process: tricarboxylic acid cycle.
ACAAUCACCCGUCUCCUCUCCGUAUCUUUUCCUGGACUUGACCUUCUUGUCAGGCCGUAGUGGCUAGUGCUAUCAAUGGUGCUCCGGUGUUAAUUCGAUUUCGAGCGCAUUGCCUCCUCUCAGCGGAAAGGACCAAGUGAAAGAUGGCUGUGGCUGCCAGGUCGUUCUCGAAAUUCGCUGUGAGAAACUGUGGAAGCCUGUUACGCUCUCAGGUGAGAUUUAAUUACACAGAAACUAGGAAGAAUUUAAAAAUCGAUGCAAAUACCAAAGUGAUAUGUCAAGGUUUUACUGGAAAGCAAGGGACUUUCCAUUGCCAGCAAGCGCUCGAUUAUGGUACAAAGAUAGUAGGUGGUGUCAGUCCCAAGAAGGCUGGAACGGAGCAUCUUGGUAAACCGGUGUACAAAUCCGUUAAAGAGGCGAAAGAUGCGACCGGUGCUACCGCGACAGUCAUUUAUGUUCCUCCUCCGGCGGCGGCCUCGGCCAUUAUGGAAGCGAUUGACGCAGAAAUGCCAUUAAUUGUUUGCAUUACGGAAGGUAUUCCUCAGCACGACAUGGUCAAGGUGAAGAGGCGAUUACUCGAGCAAAAUAAGUCGCGUUUAAUUGGCCCCAAUUGCCCUGGAAUAAUAGCGCCCGAACAGUGCAAAAUUGGCAUCAUGCCCGGCCAUAUACAUCAAAAGGGGAAGAUCGGCAUCGUCUCGAGAUCGGGGACCCUAACUUACGAGGCUGUGAAUCAAACGACGCUUGCGGGACUCGGGCAGACAUUGUGCGUCGGCAUCGGUGGCGAUCCGUUCAACGGCACCGAUUUCAUCGACUGCCUGGACGUGUUUCUCACCGACCCGGAUUGCGACGGCAUCAUAAUGAUAGGCGAGAUCGGUGGCAGCGCAGAGGAAUUCGCGGCCGAGUAUCUCAUCGAAAAGAAUACCGGUGGAAAAGCUAAGCCGGUGGUGUCAUUUAUCGCCGGUAUUACCGCACCGCCGGGACGAAGAAUGGGACACGCCGGUGCCAUAAUCUCGGGAGGAAAAGGCGGGGCGCAAGACAAGAUUAAUGCACUCGAAAAAGCUGGUGUAAUAGUGACAAGGAGUCCUGCACAAAUGGGUAACGAACUUCUAAAGGAAAUGACGCGGCUCGGCUUGAUUUGCAAUUAAAGCACGCACUACUAUAAUUCUGUGUAGUUUUCUUCAUGUCCGUGUAAAAGGUCUUCGUGAGAAAUAAAUUGAAAGUAUGCCAUACAGCAAUAACUCACAGAACAUAGUAGUGUACUGGGGCAUAAGAGUUAUUUCACUUGCUAAUAUUAUAUAUCAAUUGUUCUUAUUGUCAUAAGACGUUGAUCGACGCUAAAGAUUAUAUGGAGGAUAAC